Plectropomus leopardus (leopard coralgrouper) is the source of this 3100-nucleotide messenger RNA. It is a transcript of the gene ddx10, whose product is annotated as DEAD (Asp-Glu-Ala-Asp) box polypeptide 10. The record is from RefSeq and is a predicted model, not a curated record. Lineage: Eukaryota; Metazoa; Chordata; Actinopteri; Perciformes; Serranidae. Gene Ontology annotation, molecular function: nucleic acid binding; ATP binding; RNA helicase activity.
CUGUUUAGCAGACGGUGUAGUGUGUGUUUGUGUGUGUGUUAAUCUGGCCUGUCUCGCUCUGUUUCUGUCAAAUUAUGGAGAAAAAAGGCACAAACUCAUUUGGCAAAAAGCGUAAAACGGUUAAGAAGAAAGAUGGCGCCGAUCCCGUUAAAAACUUCGAGAAAUGGAAGAAAAAGUACAACAAGACGAAAGCCGCGGUGAAGCGGGACAGGGCGCCGAAGAAGCCGGAGUGGCAGGUGGAGCGGGAGGACAUCCAGCGGCUGGUCAGCAGGUAUAGCGACAUCAACUCCAUGGAGGUGGUUAAGUUCUCCGACUUCCCGAUUUCAAAGAAGACCCUGCUGGGUUUGCAGGAGGCCCAGUGCCGACAGCCCACGGAGAUCCAGAGACAGACCAUCGGCCUCGCACUGCUCGGUAAGGAUGUCCUCGGCGCAGCGAAGACCGGCUCUGGGAAGACUUUGGCCUUCCUCAUUCCGGUGUUGGAGUGCCUUUACCGGCAGCAGUGGAGCUCCAUGGAUGGCCUCGGUGCCCUCAUCAUAUCCCCCACCAGAGAGCUGGCCUACCAAACCUUCGAGGUCCUCCGCAAGGUGGGCAAGAACCACGAGUUCUCCGCGGGGCUCGUCAUCGGCGGCAAGGAGCUGAAGGGCGAGUCAGAGAGGAUCCACCGGACCAACAUCGUCAUCUGCACCCCGGGCCGACUGCUCCAGCACAUGGACGAGACCGCCACCUUCCACGCCUCCAACCUGCACAUGCUGGUCCUGGACGAGGCGGACCGCAUCCUAGACAUGGGCUUUGCGGAUACACUCAACGCCAUUGUGGAGAACCUCCCCAAGUCCCGGCAGACGCUGCUGUUCUCCGCAACGCAGACCAAGUCAGUCAAAGACCUGGCCCGGCUCAGCCUCAAAGACCCAGAGUACGUGUGGGUCCAUGAGAAAGCCAAGUUCAGCACACCGGCCACGCUGGAGCAGAGCUACGUGGUGUGUGAGCUCCAGCACAAAGUCAACAUGCUCUACUCCUUCAUCAGGAGCCACCUCAACAAGAAGAUCAUCGUCUUCUUCGCUUGCUGCAAGGAGGUGCAGUACCUAUUCCGGGUCUUCUGCCGCCUCAGACCCGGCAUGCCGGUCCUGGCUCUGCACGGCAAGCAGCAGCAGAUGAAGAGGGUGGAGGUCUACAACGACUUCCUCAGAAAGAACAGCGCUGUGCUCUUUGCCACAGACAUUGCUGCCAGAGGCCUGGACUUCCCAGCUGUCCACUGGGUCUUGCAGUUUGACUGUCCGGAGGACGCAGACACCUACAUCCACAGGGUGGGCCGCACCGCCAGAUACAAGGAGGGGGGGGAGGCCCUGCUGCUGCUGCUCCCCUCAGAAGAGAAGGGCAUGGUCAGCCAGCUGCAGGAGAAGAAGGUUCCCAUCAAUAAGAUCCAGGUGAACCCAGACAAAGUGCAGCAUGUGGAGCAGAAGCUGGAGGCCUUCCUGGCCCAGGAGAAGGAGCAGAAGGAGCGAGCUCAGAGGUGUUUUGUUUCCUAUCUGCGCUCCAUCUACCUGAUGAAGAACAAAGAGGUGUUUGAUGUUUUUAAACUGCAGAUUCAGGAGUACGCUGUCUCUCUGGGCCUGGCAGUUGCUCCCAGAGUGCGCUUCUUAAGCAAAGCUCAGGCCCAGAGAGCGGAGAGAAGAGCGCAGAGAGAGGAGGAGCACUCUGAAGAAGAGAAGGAGCAGAGGAGCUUUAAGGCCCAGCUAAAAGGAAACAUUCAUCAUGAGGAAAGUCAGAGGUCAGACUCAGAAGAUUCAGGCGAUGAUGAGGACGGUGGUGAUGAAGGAGAGAUGGGACAGGCCAAGACCCGACUGCUGGCUGCAGAAGACGAGGAUGAUGAUGAUGAUGAUGAUCUCAGAGACUUGGAGCUGCUGACAGUCAAAAGAAAGGAUGUCUUCAAUCUGACGGGGGAUGAUGAGGGCCCCGAGGUCCCUGCCAAAAAGAAACUGGAAAAACAGAGUUCAAAGUUCAAAGAAGCCAAAAAGGCCCUCAAAAGAAACUUCCAGGUCAACACCAAAGUGGUUUUCAGUGAGGAGGGAGAGACUGUGCAGCUGUGGCCUCCAGUCCAGCGGGCAGUGACCACUGGACUGGAGGAAGAGGAGGAGGUCUCAGGUAUCAAUGUGGAGAAGGCCAGGGAGAGGCUGAAACGUGAGGACCAGGAGUUUGACAAACAGGAGUACAGCCGCAAAGUGAAAGCCAAACACCGAGAGAAGAGGCUGAAGGCCAAGGCAGCCCGCAGGGAGGCCAGCAAGACUGUGGGAUACAAAUCUGACCAGGACGAGGAGGACGAGGUGGUGGCCUACCUGGCCAAUCACAGUGACGACGAGUUUGACCCCAGCACCUUGCCAGAUCCUGACAAAGUGCGCUCUGAGGAGGAGGGGGAGGGGGAGGGGGAGGAGGAUCAGAUAAUGUCAGCCAAACGGCAGCACAGCAGUGAAAGCAGUAGUGAGGAAGAGGAAGAGCUCCCCACAGGGAGUAGGAAGAGAGCGAGGCAUCAGGAUGAGGAGCACACAGCCCUGGACACGGGGCUGUCUCUGGCUGAGGACGAGGAGCUGGUCCUCCAUCUGCUGGGAGGGCGGAGCUAGAGCAAACACGGAGAAAGGAACACUUAAGUAACAGCAAAGUCAGUCAUUAAAUGAGAACAUGUACAAGUCCACUAGACUUUGGCUCUGAAUGUGCUCUCAUAAGAGCGUUAAAGGGGCACUCCAAUGUUUUAGUUUUUCACAUCCAUAAAGUUGGAGCACUGCCAAGGGACAGAUAGAUAAAAGAAUGAUGGACACUGAAGCAUCAGAGGCGGAGAAAUCCUGACUCUCAGUAUGAGUCAUUACCCUUCAACUCAUCUAUUGCAGCCUGCACCAUCUCCUCAUCAAAGCCUCUAAAAACUUGACUUUAAAGGGAUAAUGCUGAUUUUUUGAAGGGGUCACAUGAGGCAGUUAUGGAUAGUGUAUGACGGCCAGUAGAUGGCAGUUGGCAAACUCCCUGUUUGGAGGCUGGAGUCAGACAUGGAAGCUAAGCAAUCUACUGCUGUGGAGUCAGCAGCAAAAUGUUUUUUAGCCACCAAAUAAAGUCCCAC